Molecule: messenger RNA, 9401 nt
Organism: Spirometra erinaceieuropaei
Lineage: Eukaryota; Metazoa; Platyhelminthes; Cestoda; Diphyllobothriidea; Diphyllobothriidae
Source: the annotation of a GenBank genome assembly
AUGGAGAAGAUCAUUAAGAAGGCCUUGAUGGAGUUCCUCGAGCAGCACCACCUCCUCUCCGAUGCCCAACACGGCUAUCGAAGUGGUAGGUCCUGCCUCACAAAUCUCCUCUUCACGCUCGAACGCUGGACCAAAGCACGCGAUGAAGGCAAUGUGGUGCACGCCAUCUACAUCGACCUCAAAAAGGCUUUCGACAGCGUUCCUCACCAAUGUUUCUUGUACAAACUGCACAACGCUGGAAUUCGUGGACGCCGUCUUGUAUGGAUCCACAGCCUUUUGGCUGGACGGUUCCAAAUAUUGCAGGUCGGGCGUCAGCAGUCCUCAGAUGUAAGCGUGGUGAGUGGCAUCCCACAGGGCUCAGUCUUAGGUCCCACGUUUUUCCUCGUUUUCAUAAAUGACUGCGUCGAGGACCUAGACUGUGAUGUCAUCCUGUUUGCCGACGACGUGAAAUUGUGGAAAGUUAUUCACAAUGCGUCAGACACAGACUACCUGCAGUCCUCUAAGAGAUUGGAUAACUGCUGGCAUUCCAUAAUUCCUGGUUAAGUCUGACGUUAUUUUGUACUGUAGCUUACAUGAAACAGAAGUCGUUGCUAUCUACUACUUGGAGGGUGCCAAUGGAGGUAUGCUAAUUACACAUAUUUUUUUAUUUUCGUGGGACAUUUAGCGUUUGUGCUAUGGCAUGGAUUUUUAGUGUUGUUUGUUUAUGGGCAAACGUUUCGAGAAUUCUUACAACCUGAUGAGUCACUUCUUCCGCCGCUUCUGGUAAGCGGGAAAGACCUUGUGAAUUUUGUUUGCCUUUUUCUUGCUGUGGAGUUGCAUCUGCUCAAAAUACUCUGAUCACCUGCAGUGGACCUUGCAGUGGGCUUGAUUUUUUGUACAGCAAAUUGCAGAUAUGCAGGAAUUGCAUAAAUAAUCUGAAUACCUUCAAUAUUUGUUUUAAUCACAGCCCACAACACCGCUUACUUUGAUUCCUUCGCACUUACAAUACGGGCUGAUUGGGUGUUUGCAUUGCACUAUCUGAUCUGCGGAGUAUUUCAGACUUUGCUACGGACAAAUAUGCUAAUUGGUUUCUUCCUUCUUCCUCGGCCGUAAUUUUUGUCUGCGGGCUAGUAGAUGAGAUCGAGAUAAUCAUCUACAUCCCGACCUCAGAAUUUUAGUCUGUUAUCUUUGUAGAGCAAUGACUCCAACCGUCGAUGGUCAGUCUCUAUUGUGGGUUCAAAUAUCUGUCAUUGUGGCGCAUCUCACCCGCUCUGUCGAAUGUGAUGUACGUUUUGAGACAGAACCUCUUUUCUAUAUGACGUUUUUUCGGAAUACUGGCGGAUCUGUUUCUCUAGUGCUGCAUCGUGCACGAUUAUCCUAUCGCCAGCUGGAUCAGUCGUCCUCUUCUAAAGUAGUUUAAUACCGUUCUUGGUAAUGAGCUCGUGGCCUCUGCAAAUGUUUUGCACUCUGUUUUCUCCACUAGUUCCCACAGCGGUGGGAGACAACUAUUUUUUUCAUUAAUCGUCAACAACAUUUUUAUCACGUACAGCAAAAGCAUCGGUUUCAGACAGUGCACGAGAACUCCUCAGCACGUGCUCAUUUCCAAAGUUGGCAAAGACGCAUUCGUAGGCUGCAGAAACUUAGUAAAUGUUUGUCAGUUCUUAAGUGGUUAAACUCGUCUGUCGGGCACUUUUCUGUGAGCGGUCCUCAGCAGCGCAUGUGGUCGGCCGCCUUUCAGUUUGACCCUUCAAUCUAUCAUUUCGCAUCAUUAAAAUUUGGGUUCACGGCAAAAACACCUUAUGGAAUUCUAUUCCGUCACAUCUGUUGCAAUGCAGUAUCACAGCAAGUAGCGAGGAUAUCCAUUGUAACUUGUGGACAAAUUCCGAUCAAACAAAUGAUCACACUCUCUUGCGCCUCCUACAAAUAACAGGUAAUAUCCUCACAAAAAACCUGAGCUAUGCAAACAGCACGCAACCUAGCAGAUCAAACGUGUCAACAUUUAAGAAUGAUUAUUAAUCACUCGCAAACCGACACUAAUGCAUGGACCUAACAUCUGUUUUCAUAAAUAACAACACUAACGGAAUAGUAUAAAUGGCGAAAAAUUAAAGGUGGCAUAACGUUGUUUAGAAAUGCAUUUUUUGUAGAUAUGCCUUUCCGCUCUUGCCCUGCACAUGUUUUACAAAUAGCUUAACUAAUACUUUUAACUGUAUCCCGCACCCACCUAUUUGCAUUGGCUUAAUGAGGAUUUAUAAAAAAACAACUUAUGUUCGCCAAAUCGUUUUCUGAAUGUCAGUAAUGGUUAUUAUUCAGUACAUUUGGGUUUCGGAUGUAAAGAAAGCGUGCCCAUGCAAAAACUAAGUAAGCAUGGCAGCAUGAACAGAAUAAUGUUCAACAAUGGACUUUUAAUAACGUUUUGAUCUAAAUACCUUUUAAGAAUUAGUGUAAUGUCAGGUAUGGCGGUUAACCGACUGCCUACAUUCUGAGUAUAGAUUCGUAAACAGUUUCCCUAGAAUUUGUUGUGUUUUCUACUCUUUUUUAUUGACUGUCAUGCGGCCCAAUAAGGUUAAGAGGAUUUUACCUGAUUUCACCAAGAAAAACGUCAUAGGAAUAAAAGUUUUCACGAGGCCACAUAUUGCUAGGCCGGUCGUCGACAAAUACGUCUAGGCAAAUGUUUCAGGCUUAAUCGAAAAUAUGCCAUUUAUGGUGUAUAAAAAUGCUUUGCUCCUUCAAAUAAAUUUGCACUUUUCCUGUGUUCCGGAUUGCGUCGAGUUUUAGAUCGGCCUUGAAAAAUGGCUAAACACUACAUGAUUUUCAUUGUUUGUAUUCGAUUGUCCGUAAAAACAGAUUUUUCACAAGUUACUUAUUAAAACCUUCAGAAUAACAUAGUACCUGAACAGCAUUUGCCGAAGUAACGAGAGUCUGGACGUUCUCUUUCAUGGAAAUGGUCUUUUUGGUUAAAUUUGAAGAGAAUAGAACUCGAAUGUGCAUCUACUUAUUCAUCGAGAUACAUUGGCCUACAGCGAGACGCCUGGUAAAAAGCAUGCGUGAACUUACGCCCUCGUGGUUAGACAGAAGUGAGAUCCGAUCGAUUUCGAGUUCUAUUCUCGCACAUUUAAUCGAUGCAGAUCACUGAGUCGAUGGCAACGAAGCAUUUCAUGUUGUCUAUCGAACACCAACAAGCUGUUUUAAAGGCCUAUGCCAACGGAUACUAGCCGAGGCUGAAGCAGUGGAUAUAUGGCUAGUGAAUCCAGUGUUAUGCUGUCAGAAAACCCUGACACAAGCGCUCUCUCUGCCAUGGCCAACGCCAACUUCAAGUGAUGACGACGUGCCGCCCCAUAUUCCUAAUCGCAAUGAUGGGUACUACGUGUACUCAAUCCAAGAACAUUGCUCGUAUACUCUCUUACCCCCCUGCCCUAGCUCUGAGGACCAAAACCCAUCGACAUCGUCAUGCGGGUUACGUGGGAAAAAUGAGUGUUAAUGAAUAAGCAGCUCUUAAGACACCUAUAAACACUGUUAAUUUUGAACAUUUUUAUUCCUUCAUGUAACUCUGUUGGCCUGACGAAGAAUUACCGAAAACACGUGUUUUCCAACUUUACUUUUCAAGCGUAACAUAUUUUUAAAUAAGAAAACUCUUACUUAAACGAAAUGAACUGACGAAAAAAAUACGCAUCGUCUAAAUGUCGGAAAAUCCUAACACCAGAUUCUUUCAUCAUGUUUCGUGAAUUAGAACACGAAGACAAAGACAGCGAAGACUGAAGUGGCCAUUUCUGACCAGUUAGCUGUCAUCAGCCGGGAAGUAGGCAAUUUGGCAUGCACGAGGUUUUGGUACUCAUUAGCAGGCCAAUAUAGUAACAUAAAAAUUGAAAAUACGAGAAGUUCGCAGGGCAUUUAAUUAAAUCAGUGGCUCCAGACACUUAUAAUUCCCACGACACCAGCAUGAUGAGAACGACGCGUUAUGAUUAUGGAGCAGUGGGAAAAAAGGGGGUGAAAUGGGUUACGACUCAUAAGUUUUGUCAUACACGACACUCCGAGUUUAUUGAGCCCUCUAUUAUAGCAACAAAUAUUUUUUCGCACGUUGUCGAUAUUCUAUGCUCUUAAUCGCGGACUCAUCAAAACAGACUACUUAGCCCUUCCCUUACGCGCCAGUUUGAUCAAUUAUCUUAUUUCUCCGUGUGAUUCCAAUCUGUUUUCUACUUAUAUAUAUAGGUAUCCGGAGGUCAGAUCUAACGGCCAGACAUCCGUUACUUUUAUACAUCUGACACAAUUCCACUUGCAGAUGAUAGCACCACGCCUCAUCAGUACUCUUCUCCUCGCCCUGAUGGUUCACGAUAAUAAUCAGUCACUUUAUUUUUAUUCUAAAUUAAUGCUUUUUAGGGCUUGAUUUCCCCGAGAAUUUUUUUCAUCUCAACUUCAAUCCACUGUCACUCAUGUCGGCCACAAAGAGAUGGGAAAAUUAAUUGCGUCUUCUUACUUAACCGUGCACCUCUAUGACCAUAUCACAAAAAGUUCCAUUCUCAGUGGUAGAAUCUGGUUCCUGUAAAAAAAGUGGGCAGUGAACCACCAGUGUGCAGCUUUUGGUUAAGGCACUUAGCAUGGGCACAAAUCGGUCUAAGCAAUCUAAAUUUAUUGUGUCCUCCUGCUUGAGCAACAGGUAUUUUUGUCGCUUAUUGUCUGUUUUCUAUGCAUAAAGGCACAGAUACAUCAAGCCAGACUAGUCGGCCUAUACGCAACAGUGACUUCAAUUUGUUAUUCACUUUCAUGUUUAUAAACGCAUCUAAAGGUCAAAUCGAACAGCCGGACAUAUCGCUACUUUUAUACAUUAGUCACAAUUUCCUCUCUAGAUGAUAGAACCACAUCUCGUCGGUACCCUUCUUCUCGAUCCCACGUUGUCCGCAGCUUUUGAAGGUCGCGUCAGUUCAUGGAAAUCAAUAAGCGACCUUGUGUAUAUUUUAAAUUAUUACCUUGUCUAUAGUUCGUUUUCCGGGACGAUUUUUUUGCAAACUCGGCACAAUUCCUUGCUAAACCUCAGAACUUAAUAAUUUACAAUAAUACCAACAUGUAACACUUUCAGUAUGCCAAUGACUGAUCAUACAAUGUUCGUUGUCCAUUAGCGCGGUCUGUCUACUUAUGGAAUCUAACAACAUAGGAAAUGAAAAUAUUCGCAUUGCAAGAAGAUAUGCAAUUAUUUUAGUUUAUGAUGCUGUGGUCCACGAUUUGGAUUUUAGUCAAAACAAAUAACAUUAGCCGUAACCCUAGCCUACUCAUAUCACCGACCCUAGCCCCAACCUUGUCGUUACGUAAACCUAGACCGCAAUCCGUACUCUAAUUAAAACCAGAAUCCUGUAUGGAAUUCUGUGUGGAAUUACACACAAUACUGCCAGUCGUCGUCAACCUGACGGCUUAUAUAAAACUUACUGCUCUUCCAAUACUGCUUUACCUGUUUCAGUAGCACUUCCAUAUGAAAUAUUAUGUUGUCUGUUCGAACUUGUAUGUUCAUGUUCACACCCGCCUUAGCAUUUGAAGAAAACGGAUAUCGUGCUACUUUUUCUGCAAUAUAAUUGUACUCGAAAUAACUACUGUUGACGCUUGAAAUACUUCCCCUACCUGUACUUGUUUGAUGUUCUGCUUUGCCAGGUAUGCUAUCCGAUUGUUGGUUGUAAAAAAUAAGGAAUUCGAGGGUGUACAGCCAGAUUUCGUCCAAAUGACUGUGUCUUUAUACAGGUCCUUCUUAGGUGCGGAUGGAAAGAUGUUCCAGAUAUGGAUGAGGUGUAACCUAGCUGCUUAUUAAGAGAUGGAGGUCUGUUUGCAGAAGUUAGCAUUACAGCUAUUAAAACUCAAAUGGAACCCGGCAUGAAAUGGCCUAGGAACUCGCAAUAAAGUCUGAGAAGUUUGCAGGCCAACUUUAUUUCUUUGGCAUCACCAGUACGUACGAUUCAAGAGUAGGCCAUUUACUUUUCCUCUGCAGGCGUUGCGGUGUUGCCGUACAACGAACGGAUUUACUCUCGCAAUAGAGCAAAACGGAGGUCAUCUGUUGGUGGCAUUGACCUAGACAUUUCCGCGUAACGACCUGUGCUGCAUUCUACCAAUUACGCAUGGCUGUAUGUGUGCCACCGAAGCAUCCCGAAAGGAAAUUAAACACGCGGGAUUUUGUACCUUGGGUCAUAUUUAACUUCAAAUAAAAAUUAGUUUGCCAAGUAGGUGUGUCAGAUUCACUUGCUGUGGUUGAAAUCUUACUGAAUCCCAUUCUGUCCAUCAGCCAGCUAGGCUGCUGGCGGUAACGAAUGUUGCGCCAUAGGACACGCGCCACAUGCAAUACACAGAACGCUUGCUAAAGUACUAACACUCCAGAUGCAGACAGGUGAGUAAUGUUUUAUGCAAGGGAAUAAUAUUCCACUAGCCAUUCCUGUGGCCUUCGAGGUGCUAACCACCAAUCAUUUGGUCUUACAGGCGCUCGCGUCUAUGCAAGAACUAGCUGUCGUCCGAUUUUUGUUAUUUGAGGCCUCCAAGUUUCCCUCGGAGAAAAUCACUCAAAUAUCCUCCUAUUUGCGGCGCUAACGGCUCCUCACAAUUGUGUCAGUGGCUUGUCCCCACCGAGGUAUAUAAACUUCUCAAGUAGGUUUGCGAUCCCACUUGCUGUGGAUGGAAGGCAGGUUAUUUGUUUUGGUCAGCGCAAAUAAAUCAUCGAAGUGCAGGGCACAGUGCCGACACCUUACAAUCCAGCAGGCCUGUGCAAGACCUCCUUGAAUCUGCCUACACUUAAAGGGGAGUAUGUUAAGCGCAUCAGGUCUGCACUUGCAUCAAGGGGACUGUAGGCAGUUCACCACUUAAGUCACCCCCAUCUGAACCCUUUCCAGCAAAUUAUAAUAUUUUUAGAUUGAAUUACUAAGGUGUCCUUUGGACACCGGAUUCUUUACUCGACAUGAUGUUGCGCGUAGGGACGAUGCGGGUUUGAGAGCAACGGAGAUGCCAAAGCGACUGAAUUGUUGGGAGAUUUUUUCAAAUAUUCCUUAAAUGUACAGCAGUGAAUAAAAUUUCCGCGACGCUUUAUCUCCACUAGAAUCGAGGCUUGAUGGUUGUCUCUGGCGUCUUCGACAUUUUUUAUAAAGCUGGCUGAAUAUCUGUUGGACCAGAAUAACCGAUGCAAGUUGGCCAGUUCUUUCAUUAAUAAGUCAUCACUGCUGCAGAUAAGAAUGGCCCGAUGAAAAAGAGUGCGGACACAGUUUUUUUUCUGUGUAGAAGGACGAUUGAUCCCAUAGGUAGGGAUAAUUUUGACACUUGAUUUUUUUCAGGGGACGAUUUUUUUUAUUUUCCAUCACUUAAUCUUUGUAGUUUCACAUCGCGAGUUAAUUAUACAGCCAGAAAGACGCCAUUCAAGCUCUAGUGCAAUUGCUCAUCUUAGCAGGUCCUUUUGAUGACGAAUGUGUCAUCUACGUAGCGGGGCCGCGUUUUUGGUUUGCUUGUUUGCACAACAUCCUCUUCUAGUCGCUGUACUACUAGUUCUGCAAGCAGCCCCGAUAUUGGCUAGUCGAUUGGGAUGCCCUUUCUCUGUCGGUGGUACCUGUCAUCGAAUUAAAAUUAAUUCAUGAGCAAAAGCUCAGUCAUGUUAAACGUGCUAUGUUAGAAUGCCCAUGGGAUUUUCCUAUGGACAUCGAGCUACGUUCUAAAUCGCCGUGUCAUGGAGUAUUGGGGAAACCAUGGCAACAGCUUCGAACGAUAGGGUGCAUUCGUCAGGACUUACUUCAAGGCCUCCGAUCUUCUGUAGGAAAGCCGGAGAGUUUUCGAUGUCUAUUGGAAUCCAUUAGUGAGGAGCUUUGGGUGAUGGAAUAACCAGCUCGCAAGGUUGUCAGAAGGGAGAUCCAGUGAAUGGCUCUAUGGUCCUCAGUGGCGCAUCCGCUUUAUCCAACUCUGGAAAACCGUUCUCAUCUGCGAUACGGGGGUCACUGAGGCCCAUAAAUCUGCAGUCGUCGGUGCUUAUAUGCUUCAAUAGGGCAAAUUCAUUCACUUUCUUCUUUGCAGCCGCAGCCUGUUUUUUCGUUGGAUCUACAGCAAAUGAUGGAUAGGCUUCCCCUGUCACUGAAGAUUUGGUUUACCUUACUGACGUAGGCAGCCUUUUCCAUGAUGAAGGUUGCUUCCCCCUUCGUCAACAGACAUAAUAACUAUUUUCCCUCUGUCUUCAGCGAUCUCAACGCCUUUUUCUCUUUGAUAAGAAAGGUUUGAUAAUGUUUAUUUGUUGAAGGAGACCAGUGGAGCAACUGCGGAUGUCCGCAGGCAUGUCUUCACGAACUGUGGUCAGUAGGAGGGGUUCAAUAUUGGUUAGGAAGUUUGUAGGUGCAGCAUCGGUGCGACUUAGUCUGAUUCCUUGGACAGGAGGCUUAUUUCAGCGGACGUUAGAUUCCCUUUGGAAAGGCUAACGACCCUCGUUGACAUCCCGUUCUCGCCGGCUGAGCCAAGAAACGUCUGUAGUUUAUCGCGCGGAUGGGCCCGUUUCUUCAUUCUGGCGUUGUUGGCGUUUAUUCGAUGCACUACCUCCUCAAAGAUGUUUAUAGGUAGACAUUAGACGCAUUGGUUUCUAAGGUCGGAAAUGUUUGCUUCGAAAAGGCAAAGAUGUCGCAUAUAAGUCAAUUCAGUUUCAAUCCGUUCUUGUGAUAUAUUUAUGGUCAUCGAAUUAUUCUUCAACUCUUUUGUCUGUAUGAGUGUUGUGACGCGUUUAACAACUCUCUCCCUCUCCAGCUCGGUCUUAUCUAGGAUCAAUUCCUAGUGCUUCAUUUACUCGCUCGACAUUAUCGGCCACUAGAGACCGUCAGUACUACUUGAUUUUUUUAAUCGCAUGAAGUUUAAUCGAACGUGGAAUCUGUGAGAGAAAUGUUUGACUAAUUACGGGAAGGAUCUGUGUUGAUGAGAUUCCAAACAUUUUCCAAACAUGCAUAAACUUUUGAAGUCUCGUUGUUGGAUCGUCAGCAUACUCAUUGAAAUUCGGGGGGUCGUUCCAUCAUGCAUACGUUAGUAGGUGCUAAAUCCCUCAACUUCAGCUAGUAUCUGUGCCGUUAAUAUGAUAUCCUGCAACCCAAUAUAUACUACUAGUUGCCUGUCGGCAGAUGAUGAAUAUUCCACCGUUAUUCCGCUGUGCCUGAUGCACAUCGGCCCAAGUACCCAUACAGAAAAUGUUGGUUUGCGCUUGUAGACCCUAAUGUAAACUGAUCCACCCCAAGUUUGCAGUUUAUUUCUCAGGGAAAUAAAACCACAGCAGUUUCACCUUUUAUUAUCGACUCAUAAACGCUUAAAAAUCCCUUUUUAUCGCUCCUAUAGGCAACACAUAUCUCAGAACUACAAACUUCAACAUUUUGGCGGUUACUUUGAAUAGCAACGCGCUUAUCCACUUCAUAAGUUCGCACUCUGUUAUAUACCAAGUCUCAGCCUGUUAA